UAAAGUUCAUUUCAUGAGUUCUCUUAUUUUUCUCAGACCAGUUCUGACGCUGAUGGAGUUCAUUCCUGCAGACUCAUAUUUAUUUAUUAUUUUUUCUGCAGCCUCACAGAUCAUUGAAAGAUUCAACAGGCUCCGUUUUCUUCAGCUUUUAAACCAGUGAACUUCCAGUGGGUCAGAGUGUUCCACAACCGGUCGGUUCACUUGCAUGUUUUUCUGGAAACUCAAGUUACAAAAUCUGUUCAUCACCGAAGCUUCAGACAUGUUAAACAGAUUAGAUGUGAACACAGUUCUGUGUUUUUAUCCGCUGUACUUCAGGUUUAAUGAGGUGUUUUUAUCCGCUGUAUUUUAUAUUUUUAUUUGCCUUUUUUCUUUGUUGUUUUUCAGGUUUUAUUUCAUAUUUUUGGCUCCUGGGUCCAGUCUGAGCCUCUCUCUCUCUUCUAGGAGGAGCCCCUGGACUCCUGGAAGCCUCCUCCUCUAUAAAGCCUCCAUCCUCUCCAGCCGCUCCAGGAUCCGCAGCAGGAGCCGCAGCGGCAGCAGAACAUCCGGACCAGCUGCUCUCUGACCCGCACAACCUCCGAACCUCGGCGGGGUUCUGGGAAAGUCUGUGGAGACGCUCGGAACAAGUUUCAGCGCAAAGACGCAAAGUUUGGAGCGGUGAGCGCGUCCAUGGCUGCUCUCAUCAGCGCGUACUCGUCGUGGCCCGAGUCCUUCGAGUGUCCCGGCGGGGACGGGGACGCGGCGGACGGUCACGGGCCGCACCGGACCGCCGCGGACAAGACGCCGGAACCGCGCAUCAGGAGACCCAUGAACGCGUUCAUGGUUUGGGCCAAAGACGAACGGAAACGUUUGGCGGUGCAGAACCCGGACCUGCAUAACGCGGAGCUGAGCAAGAUGCUGGGGAAGUCCUGGAAGGCGCUGACGCCCCCCCAGAAGCGUCCGUACGUGGAGGAGGCGGAGCGGCUUCGGGUGCAGCACAUGCAGGAUUACCCCAACUACAAGUACCGCCCCCGCAGGAAGAAGCAGCUGAAGCGGAUCUGUAAGCGGGUCGACCCGGGCUUCCUGCUGGGGGGUCUGGGUCCGGACCACGGCCCCCUGCUGCACCCGCUGGACAAAGACGAGGGCAGUGCUCCGCUGCCGGGGGUCCGCAGCUUCAGGGACGGCCCGUCCGGCGGCGGCUUCGACAGCUACCCCUACGGCCUGCCCACCCCCCCAGAGAUGUCCCCGCUGGACGCCGUGGACCAGGACCACCACGGACCCCCCUCCUACUACGACGACGGCCACCUGGGCAGCCCGCCCCCCUACCACGCCGACUUCCCCCAGACUCAGGGCCACUGCGGGUCCCACCUCCACCUGCCCCCCCAGGUGUCCUACUACGGCCCCGGCUUCCCUCAGGUCCACGGGGGGCUGCAGCCGGGCCAGCUGGGCCAGCUGUCCCCCCCGCCGGAGGCCCAGGCCCACCUGGAGACUCUGGACCAGCUGAGCCAGGCCGAGCUGCUGGGGGAGGUGGACCGGGACGAGUUCGACCAGUACCUGAACUCCACCGGCGGCUUCCACCCGGAGCAGGGCGCCGUGGUGACGGGACACAUCCAGGUGGCGUCCUCGGGCCCCUCAGAGACCAGCCUGAUCUCGGUGCUGGCCGACGCCACGGCGGCGUACUACAACAACUACGGCAUCUCGUAGGACGGAGGACUGGAGGACGUCUGAAGAUAAUUUAAGUGUUCUGUGUGAAUGUUGUCUUGGUCCUGCUCAUGUGGGAGUCUUACCUCAGUAGCUGUAACUCCAUGAGGUCUUAGUUUUCUUAUGCAAUCUAACAGAACCUUCUCUCUACUUAAUAAUAUAUAAUCAAGCUGAGAAUAAUAACGGUAACUAUGACUGUAUGCUGAUCUAGGUUUGUGAAGGACAAUAAUUUAAAAUAAAGAACAUUUUUAUAUUAA
Molecule: messenger RNA, 1934 nt
Organism: Acanthochromis polyacanthus (spiny chromis)
Lineage: Eukaryota; Metazoa; Chordata; Actinopteri; Pomacentridae
Gene: sox7
Product: SRY-box transcription factor 7
Exons: 3
Coding region: 667-1680 (337 amino acids)
Biological process (GO): anatomical structure morphogenesis; regulation of DNA-templated transcription; cell differentiation
Molecular function (GO): RNA polymerase II cis-regulatory region sequence-specific DNA binding; DNA-binding transcription factor activity, RNA polymerase II-specific
Source: RefSeq, a predicted model, not a curated record